This is a messenger RNA of Patiria miniata (bat star), 1340 nucleotides long. RefSeq names its product glucose-fructose oxidoreductase domain-containing protein 2-like. Bases 150 to 1283 code for a protein of 377 amino acids. The record is from RefSeq and is a predicted model, not a curated record. NCBI's taxonomy places the organism in Eukaryota, Metazoa, Echinodermata, Asteroidea, Valvatida, Asterinidae. Gene Ontology annotation, molecular function: nucleotide binding. The transcript has 2 exons.
AUUUGGUAAUUUGCCCAGCGAAUGAAAGAUCUCAAAUGGCUGAAGCGAUUCCUAUAUUACUCUUGUAAACACAAGGAUCUGAACAGUGCCACGAUAGGAGUCAGGGGCAUCAUUUCCUAAAAAACUUAAGACCGGAGAGAUUCUAGACAAUGUUGGAGGGCGUAGGAGUGGUAGGGACAGGGUCCCUUGCAAGAAUCCUGAUUCCAACCUUCCAGGCCGUUGGGAUUAGGAUCGUGGCGCUGUGGGGUCCCACUCUGGAGAAAGCUGCGGAGCUAGCGAGGAUGUUCAACAUCUCCUUCCACACAGACCAGAUCGAUAACGUUCUUCUGAACCCGGAAGUGGAUCUUGUCUGCAUCAACACCCCACCUCAUCUCCAUGCCCAAGUUGCCUCGAAGGCUCUGGGCAUCGGCAAGCACGUGCUCUGCGAACGACCCGCCGGGCUGAACAAGAACGAUGCUCAUAAGAUGGUGACAGCUGCCCAGUAUUACCCAUCCCUGAUGUCCAUCAUGAACCAUUGCCUGCGAUUCUUGCCCGCGUUUAUUCGCCUCAAGCGCAUGAUCCAAGAUGGCGAGGUCGGGGAAGUCUUCUUGUGCGACGUCAAAGUGACGUGUGGGUCCCUCCUCCGUGAUAAAUACAACUGGAUGUGCGAUGAGAACAUGGGAGGUGGUGUCUUGAACACCUUCGGCUCCCAUCUCAUUGAUAUCAUCACUUUCAUUACAGGACAGAAGGCGGUCCGUGUUCGGGGCAUGUUGAAGACGUUUGUACGACAGACGGAUAAGAUCAACGGAAUCCGACACAUCACAAGCGAUGACUUCUGCUCCUUUCAGAUGGAGCUCAGCCGCCAAGUCUGCGUCUCUGUGACCCUCAACACCCACGUCCCAGGCCAGUUCAAGCAAGAGAUCCUCGUGGUGGGGUCAGAAGGUCGUCUGACCCUCCGAGAGGCAGAUCUUUACGGCCAAGUAGGUGGGAUGAGUCGGGAACAGCUACUAAUGGCAGACAUCCAGCACAUCACGGAGCGACAGAAGCAAGGCAUCCCCACCAAUCAGGUCCCGUUGCCGUAUCUCAAAGGCAUGCUGAAGCUCAUCGACGCCUUGAAGGAAUCCUUUGAGAGGAAGAAGGAGCGGUUGAGCUGGGAGCAGGAACCCGUCGCCCUGGCAGCAAACUUUGAAGAUGCGGAGUAUGUUCAAGCCGUGUUGGAUGCGAUCCGUGAAUCGAAUCGCUCUGGUGCAUGGGAACCCGUUAAUUUGUCCAAUGAUGGAGACUCGUACAAAUUCUUCCCUUGAGAAGCACAUUUUUUUUAUCUUCUGAAAUCUGAGACAAGUGUCGUGUGUAUUAAGGCC